GAGAGAAAGAAACAAGAACGAAAAUGAAAGGAAUGUGACUAUCUAGCUGACCAGCGAGAAACAAGAAAGGCAGCGACAGUUAGCGACAACGCUGGUUUAUUGUUGUAGCUAACGCUUUAUUAUCUUAAAACACUUUUCCAAAAAGUAUUUUAAAAAACCAAACCGGUUUAGUAACGAUACAAAACCCUCAAAUGGUUUCUCAAAUGUGCUACUAUACCCUUUUGGGUUUAGAAACAGGAAUGAAAAACCGUUUGGGUUUUUUAAAUUGCCUAUUUUUUUUAGAAAGUACAAUGCGAAAAAUCGAGAUUUCUAGAAAAGGAAAAAGGGUUAUCAACUGUUCCACAGCGAUGGAUCUUCAACUAGGGAUUUUUCUAGCAUUUUUAUCUCUUCUUCCUUCUUCAGACACAAUAUAAAAUCAACACUUAACUGGUGAAAAGCUUUUGAAUGUUGUCGAAAAUGUUUGGAAUUGAACGAAAGACUACACAAAACGCCUGUCUUCGAACAUUAGAGUUUGUAGAUACUUAGCAAACCUUGUGAUAUGAACAAUGAUAUAUCGAAACAUCUACAGGUUCAAUGGGCCCGUGUAACUCAGUUGGUUAGAGUGCUGUACUUAUAAACAGUAACAGUGAAGUAAUGCAGAAGCCGGCAGUUCGAACCUGCCCUCGGGCACCAUAUUGUUUUUUGUAUCUUUGAAUUUUCUUUCUGUGCUCUAUAAUUCAAACUUCGAGUUAUCACUAAAUGGUAUUUUAUGAAUGGUUUCCUAUCCAUUAACUGAACCUGUGAGGUGAAACAGCUAAGACAAUUUUUUAAGAAUAUUUUCCUACUAGAAACGAAAUAAUAAGGAAAACUAACAUUCCCUUGAUUUUGUUGGUUCAAAGUGUGAAAGAACGGCAUGUUUUGCAUAGUUUUCCGAAUAAAGAGCAUAAAAAACACCCGAGUUAUGUCGCGCUAUAUGCAUUUAGUGAAGGAGUCAGUUGUGUUCCAAGUUUUCUUCAAAAUGAUCGAGGAUUAGAUUUAAAAAUGUAUUGAAGCCCAGUUUUACAAAAAAUGUGCCAUUUUCAGCGAUUGUCACUUAGUUAUAAAAACUUCGUCACCCACGUAAGAACAAAUGAAACCGUAGCAAAGUAGACAGUGGAACUUACAGUUAUGAGACAAUCGAUUGGUUGAUCAAUGGAAACAUUCGCCUGUCUUUGCUAAACAUCCUGACAACAACUCAGUAAAACCUUCUAUGGUUUGAUACUUUAGAAAUCUCAAGUAUGCAGUUGAUUGAGAGCAUCCUGCUAUUUUGAAUAAAGACAACCUAAAAAUUUGGAAGACAGAGAAAAAGCUUUGGAAUGCGUUUCACCCCAAGUCAACUUUCGCGAUGAAAUCGCGUCGCGACGCAAUCGCUAUAAGAUUCGCGAAAUAAGACUCGAUUUUAGCGAUCGCUAUUUUGUCGCGAUAUAUUUUUAGAUAGAACACGAACGAGAAAACACCAAAAAUGUCGUUCAAAACACUCUUUAUUUUGUGUUUGAAUUUGAUUCCAUUAAAACAGAAUAAUGAAUAACAAUCUUUUUUUUCUUUCUUGCAAUAAUAGGCACAUUUAAUGACUUUAUACGCUUUGCAUUUAAUUCCAAAGCGUUCACGUACACUCUACGGUCAGUUACAAAGCGUAUAUGUACGUUUUCUGGCAGAUUCCCCUUAGAAACCCAACUUCGUCAUUUUCUAAUCAUUCGCUGGGUUAGGACACGGUGGGGCACGGCUAGGCGCGAGCUUGCAUUAAACCUUUGAUUUUCAUUGAACUUUUCUACAUUCCAUGCUAUUUUAUGCUGCUUUGCUGAAAUAACAAGUCAUAGAAUCAGAAAAAGAUAGUAGAUGGAAAUGUAUAAUUUGUCGUACGAUAACUUUUGGGGCUAGCACAUCUUAAGCAAGCCCUUGUGGUCUUUGAUUUUCUUUAGUCAUUGUGCGACAAAAGAUAGUGUUGCUGAUCUUAUGCACCCUACUAUUUUUGUAUGAGAUGUUACUUUUUAAAAGAGACAUAUACGCGUCUUAUUAAUAAAUUUAGCAGUGUUUUCAAGAAACAUUUUAUUUAGCGAAAACACGCCAAAUUUUUACUAAUUUUGGACUAAUACAAAAGUUUGUAAAUAUUUGGUUGAAUAAUUUUGCAAAACUUUGUUCCUUGCAAAAAUCUAGAAUAAAAAUAUCAUAUUUUUUGCAAAAAGUAACAAAAAGAUUAUCGACACAAGUCUGCGUUAGUUGACCUUUUUGCAAAAUUGUGUACGCAAGUCGCUCUUUUCUGCGUUAUUUCAAUGUUUAACGCAGAAAUUCGCUGAAAAAUUUCUGCAUGGGAGGACGGAACAGCACAGUUAGACUGUUUCUACCUGAAACAAAAAGGACCGGUGUCUAUCCAUCUGCUCCGAAAUCAGGCGUAGCGAAUAACCGGACGAAAACUGGCGAGGAGACUUGAUUGUGGAUGAGGAAGUAAAGACGAAUGAUGUCGUGAGGGUAAGUAUUCGACGCACAAAGUUGGACCUUUCUACUUUUUAAGCUCACCAGCUCAUAGAUGUAACGAUCAAGAUUUUUUCAACCUGGCCGGUAACCAGUCGAAAAAUUUCUGAUCUGGCCGGGCCGACCGAUUGGCCGAUCAUGUAUUUUCGUUUGGACUAUCAAAACAUUUUUUGACGCCACUCCAAAGUCUGUAUCAUUAAAAUUACAGAAGAAGUCUGGGACGCACGGACACCUACGUUUUGACCCUUAACGUGAAGAUGACCCUUGGAAAUAUUUCGAGGUCAAAUUUUUACUGUGAAUUGUUAAAGGUCAGAUACACAUUCAGUGAAAAUUAAUUACUGCUCUCUCUCCAAUCGGUAUUACCACUACUACUAUAUUAUGUAUUGAAAAAUAAAAAGCAUAAAAACAAAUUCUUCUACCUCUUCAUCAUCAUUAUGCAUACUCUCUAAUUCAAACAGCUGGCUCCUUCUUUUCUUGUUCGAAAAACAGACGUCAGUACUAAGAAAAAAAUGACAUAAAAAAAUACACAAUGAUAUUGUUCUUAAAGGAUACUUCUAUGGGCAGCCAACCACACAAAAUUCAGAAAACGCUUUACUUUAUCAGACUUUGUAGAGCUUUUUUCGCUGAUCAUUUUGGUGAAAGAACAUUUCGAAUUUCGUUGAGUAAUGACGGUGUUAUAGUCAGAAUAUCAAACACUGUGAAAUACUGGGUGACACAAAAUGUUUGCAACAUAGUUUGUGUUGCGAAUACCUCUGCACAGACAAAUGAAAAAAUCUUAGUUUUCUUUUCAAAAGAUGCGCUAUGAAAAGCUCUACAAAAACUAAGAAUAAAUCCCUAUUGACUUGUUCUGUCGAUUUCUUCCAUAUUCGAUUAUGAUGAAACGCCUGUCGCCACUAACAUCAACAGUUUCUGGUCGUUUCCAUGACGAGCCGCUGGAUUUUAGUGUGAAAAUUCUUUGAAAAAUCCGGUCGAACGUGCGUCGAAGAUUUGAUCGAUUUCAUGCAGAUCUAUAUGGUAUGAUGAAACGCUGGACGACUAAACAAAUUUAUAUAUAUUUCUCGCAGAGAUCAAGCCCGCUGAUGAUUCCUGUAGCUAGGAUAAAAUCGCGAUAAUGGCAGCUCGAUCUCAUCCUCAAGGUAGUCAGUGAAAGUGGAAGGAUACGUGUAACUCGAAGAUAAUAUCAAGAUUAUGGAAGAUAUUUUGCGUAAUUCGAAAUACAUCAGAAGAGCAGACAUCGUUGGAUAAUGUGAGCCAGCGGCAAGCAUGGAUGCAAAAGAGCGAGCAUUCAGUUGGAAAAAAUCAACAUGGUAUCGUAUUGUAUGAAAUAAUGUAGAAAAAUCCGUAGCACGUGUACCUCUCUGAACUGCUUUGAUAUGGAUUUGGAUGACGAAUAUCUACAAUGUCGACUCUUACCAAUGUACCUAAAGAAGAAAAUACUACCGAAUGAUGCCCUCAUCAUUUGACUGAACAACCUGAUAGAUACUGUUGAACAAGAACAUGAAUUCACACUUCUCCUGAAUGUGAAACUAUUUGAUAAUGCAGAUGAAUGAAGAAGUCUCUAAUUCACGCGUCUUCUGUGAACAUACUCGCGAUGUAGGCUCGACCUGAGUUGAACUGAUGUGAGCCUCCUUCUUCGUUACCAUGACCUUGCGUUUUUCAGCACCACACGGCUCGUCUUCUGUCGCAAUCACGAAGAGAGCUUUGAAUCUAUUGAGCGCUGUUUGCUCAGCGUGUUUCUGUUCCAUUGAACAUAAUUGAAAUGAGAAUAAGAUGAUGAUCUUAGAAAAAAUAGUUAAACGAUAUAAUAUUUCGUUUAUUAUAAUAGUAUAUAAUAAACGGAAAGUUUCCCUACAACAAGUGGGAGGCCUACGGGCAAAGUAAAAUAGCCAACAUCUUAUUUGCUAAGCGGUUGAAUAAAUUGUACAGUGACAAAGGCAUUACUGCUAAAGCAUUACACCCCGGAUCCAUUACUACUCCUAUACAGCGUCACUUAACCGAAGAAGAUGCUAAACUCCGUGCUUCAGUUUUUCCGGGUAUUGACAAAAUUGUUCGGAAAACACCGCAACAAGACGCAGCGACUAGCGUUUGGGCUGCUGUUGCUCCCGAAUUAGAAGGGAUCGGUGGAUAUUAUUCUGAAGACGUUUCGUUCUGUGAUACAGAAGACUCUUUUCAGAGUCCUAUUCAAGGAACAAUACCUGAAGCGUUCAAUAUGAAAUACGCAGAACAAUUGUGGGCGAUUAGUGAGAAACAAGUGAAACUGUCGCAGUAG
Didymodactylos carnosus is the source of this 4756-nucleotide messenger RNA. NCBI's taxonomy places the organism in Eukaryota, Metazoa, Rotifera, Eurotatoria, Philodinida, Philodinidae. The record is from the annotation of a GenBank genome assembly.